Molecule: messenger RNA, 1181 nt
Organism: Phoenix dactylifera (date palm)
Lineage: Eukaryota; Viridiplantae; Streptophyta; Magnoliopsida; Arecales; Arecaceae
Gene: PCNA2
Product: proliferating cell nuclear antigen 2
Biological process (GO): translesion synthesis; mismatch repair; regulation of DNA replication
Cellular component (GO): PCNA complex
Molecular function (GO): DNA binding; DNA polymerase processivity factor activity
Source: RefSeq, a predicted model, not a curated record
CUAGCAAACCCCUUCUUCGCUUUAUAAACCCCGUCUUUCUUUGCCCUCGUUCCUCCUAUUUCUAGUCCCCAGAGUCCCCAUCCCCAUCUCCUCUCUCGUUCCCAGAGAAAACGAAGGCCUCUUUCUUUCUCUCGAGGAGAUGUUGGAGCUAAGGCUGGUGCAGGGGAGCCUCCUGAAGAAGGUCCUGGAGGCGAUCCGAGAGCUGGUGAACGACGCCAACUUCGAUUGCUCGGCCACGGGCUUCUCCCUCCAGGCCAUGGACUCAAGCCACGUGGCGUUGGUUGCUCUCCUCCUUCGAUCCGAGGGCUUCGAGCACUACCGCUGCGACCGCAACCUCUCCAUGGGCAUGAACCUCAACAACAUGGCCAAGAUGCUCCGCUGCGCUGGCAACGACGACAUCAUCACCAUCAAGGCCGACGAUGGCAGCGACACCGUCACCUUCAUGUUUGAAAGCCCCAAUCAAGAUAAGAUUGCGGAUUUUGAGAUGAAGCUUAUGGACAUUGAUAGCGAGCAUCUUGGCAUUCCAGAUGCCGAGUACCAUGCCAUUGUGCGAAUGCCGUCUGCAGAAUUUGCUAGGAUUUGCAAGGAUCUCAGCAGCAUUGGCGAUACUGUUGUUAUUUCAGUGACGAAGGAAGGUGUGAAGUUUUCAACUGCGGGAGACAUUGGAACGGCAAAUAUUGUUUGCAGACAGAACAAGACUGUUGACAAGCCAGAGGAAGCAACCGUCAUAGAGAUGCAAGAGCCGGUGUCCUUAACUUUUGCCCUGAGGUACAUGAACUCCUUCACCAAGGCAACACCGCUAUCUGAAACUGUAACCAUCAGCCUUUCUUCUGAGCUGCCUGUGGUUGUUGAAUACAAGAUUGCUGACAUGGGUUACAUACGAUUUUACUUGGCUCCCAAGAUUGAAGAGGGUGAGGAGGAUAUGAAGCCAUAAUCAAUUCUAUUUUUCUCCAUAUUUGUUUCUUUAAGUUUAUUCUAUGCAAAAGAGUUGGUCUGGUUACACUUUAUGGGGGCAUCUGGAAUGCUGUGUAGAUUGAUCAUAUUUCUCUAAGUUCCAAUGGUAGAGUUUGCUGUUUUCAUCUUGUAACUUCCAGGCCAUGGGUCAUGAUGAACAAGCACGAGAGCCUCCUUCUGUUCUGCAAGAACAUUCAUCAUAGUAUUAUCAAUUGGUGAUCAUCUAA